GGAAGCGGCGUCCGGUGGGUUAAGCGUGGGGGCGUGGUGUAUCAUGGGAAAAAAGUUGUUUGUAAAUCAGUUCAAGCGUUGUAGAAGAGACGAACAAUGGAGACAAAACGAGAUCGGUUCGUAAUGUCGGGAGGGAGGAUGCCGACCUCUCCUGCUUCUGCCUCCAAGGGCUUCAGCUCGACUCCUGUGAAGUCUAGUCGAGGAAAAGACCUCCACAUAUCCAACGGCAUGGACGACGGCGUCCUAUCCGAGGACGACGACACUUUCUCCCUGCUUUCUCCAAUCUACCAUGACAGUUUUGACAGUGAUGAAGACCCGGAGCUCAGUCCAGCUCAGCAGACCUCACCACACAGGCAGAGCAAAACCUCAAGACUCAGCGUUUCACCGGACAGAUGUGAGCUACCAAGAACACCCUCAGAGCAGAUGUUGAGUGCAGCUGUGAAGCCUGCAAUCUCACCUACUCUCAGUGCAUGGGAAAUGUGGCUCGUGAACAAAGCCAAAGAGGACCGUUUCAAAUUGGAAAAGAAAUCAGAGGAGGAGCGCGUACUCAAGGAAAAAAAACAACAAGAAGAAAGAGAGAAGGAACAGAAGAAGAUUGUCAUGGACAAAAAGAUCCAAGAGUGGCUAAAGAUGAAAAGACAACAGGAGAAACAGGAACAACUUCUAAAACUGAGCAAAGAGGAAGCGAAGAUACAGAGGCAGCAGGAAAAACAGAAGGAGAUUGAACAGAAAGCUCAGCAGAAGUACAAAGACUGGCUGCAGAAGAAGAACCAAGAAAAAAUAGAAAAAGAAAAGAAGGACAAAGAGGAAGCAGCCCUGAAGGCAGAGCAGGAGAGAGAGCGCCACCAGAGGGCAGAGGAGAAGUUUAAGGAAUGGCUGGCAAGAGCCAAUGAAAAAAGCAGAGCAAAUCCCAAAUCACCUUGUUACCCAAAGAGUCCCUAUGACAAAUCCUACCCAUCACCCAGCUUCUACAACCCGAUCCCAUGGAAACCGAUUCCCGUCCCUCCUCCAGAAACAUCACCGAAUAAGACAACUGACAAGAAACAUCCAAAACAGAGAAAAAAACAACAAAGCUCCAGCACUGCUUUUAGACUGAGAAACACUGUGAAUGCUGCACGGUCGCUGCAGAGGAGAUGACACAAAAAAGGAAAGACUUGAUAGACUGUGAUACCGUAGCUUAGUAACGGCUCAAAUGUGAAUCCAUCCUGACUCAUCUACACCACCUCAGCUCCUGAACUCGGCUGAAUCACAGAAGCAUUCAUUUUUACAUUUGGUUUGUACACUGGAGCAACGAUGUUUUAGCUCAAUUUUGAUGUCUGAAUGUUUAGGUUUUAAAAUGUUUACAUGAUUGAUGUGUGUCUAAUUAGUUCUGAUCAUUUUGUUUCCAUAACAUAACAAUAUGUAGCAUAGAUGUUUUUUCAAGGCUAUACAUCUAAAAGGGUGGGUCCUUUAUUUUCUAUUAUGUAAAUUGAAUCAUUAUUAUUGUUAUAAAUACAGUAUAACCAGUUCUUUU
Messenger RNA from Thunnus maccoyii (southern bluefin tuna), 1513 nucleotides. RefSeq names its product coiled-coil domain containing 34 (gene ccdc34). The coding region runs from base 97 to 1137 and encodes 346 amino acids. The record is from RefSeq and is a predicted model, not a curated record. The transcript is spliced from 7 exons. NCBI's taxonomy places the organism in Eukaryota, Metazoa, Chordata, Actinopteri, Scombriformes, Scombridae.